UUUUAUUAUUAAAUAUAAUUGAUUCACUGAUAGAAUGUCAACGAUGUUAUUAUCAAUUUUGUAUGUAUAUGCACAUAUUAAUAAUAAUAUAAAAAUUGUGCAUCGCUCGCAAAUUUUCCAAUGGUGGGAAUCUUGCAUUCCCUUUUCGCGCGAUUUUCGACACUCGUCAAUUUUGAAAUCAAACCGUUGCACGUCGAACAACACGCCGUGUUCACGUUAGCGAACUUCGAGUUUUAUCAGUCCAAGUUAUUCUUAUGCGAUGGCUUUAAAUUACUUCGAAAAAUUAACAACUAAAGCUCGGGAGCUUGAUAAUGGUAUUGAGAAAUUGUCUAUAACAUGGGGGAUGCCACAAGUAUUGAGUCUAAUCAAUUCCAUCGGAGAACGUACCGAGGACCUGGAUUCUUACGUCGAAGAUGUAUGGGGCGUUUUAAAUGACACACAGAACGAUUUAAGAAAACUUCGGUCCGAAGCGGAGAAUGAAAACGAAGAGGAUUCUGUAGCACAAAUCCUUGAAAGAGCCAGAGAGGAAUAUGCAAUUUUAAAAGAGGAAUGUGAUAAUUUGUAUACUGUGUUCGCUGAGUACGGCUAUCAUUAUGAUUUAGAUCAAACAAAUGGAAAUGAUAGUAAAAGUAAUGAGCAGACUUUGAUUGAAGGAACAGAAAAUUUACAACUUGUAGAAAGUACUCCAGAAUCUAACUCGAAGUUCGAAAAAAAGGGAACCAAGUUUAUUCCAGGAUCCGAUGGCAGUUAUAAAUAUGAAGCAAGUUUGACGCCAUUUACGACGCCACUGGAUAACAGUGUCACAACCACAUAUACUGACAAUGACGGUGAUGGUAGUUUCAUUGCCCACCAAGAUUAUAUCAGAGAGGAUUAUAUGUUUACUCCUGGGGGUAGUCAACGUCCACCGGUACAAAUUUACUCAAAACAUUUUUAUAAUUUACUUAAGAAAUAAAUUUUAACAAAACUGUAAAAUCUGUAUAUAAAAGUCUAAUAAUAAUAAAUUGUUUUUCUAUAACAGAAUAUGUAUUAGAUAUACACACAGAAUAAUAAGCUAUUCCAUUUUUAUGUGUUAGUAUACAGCUAGUAACAACGAAACUGAGCCAGCUAUGUGCAUGUGUUAGUUUCCCCUAGGGGACAAAAUUCAAAACGAGUGUUAAUAAGUGUACGUUUUAUCUUUUCAAUGCUCGAUCAGGCGUUUAUAGAAUUGUAAUUGUGAUCGAUACUGUUUGACACGUCAAAAUAAAAACAAUUUUAACCUA
Messenger RNA from Ceratina calcarata, 1259 nucleotides. RefSeq lists its product as uncharacterized. Lineage: Eukaryota; Metazoa; Arthropoda; Insecta; Hymenoptera; Apidae. The coding region runs from base 260 to 952 and encodes 230 amino acids. The record is from RefSeq and is a predicted model, not a curated record. The transcript is spliced from 3 exons.